CGUUCCACUGUUCUGCUUUUGCAACCGCCCGGCUGACUGAUUGAUUGAUUGAUUUGUGAAGAAGCAGCUUCGUUGACCUCUGUUCCCGUCUAUGUUAUGUGCUGUCUGAAACAGCGGGAGUCUGAAUUCACCGUUGCGGAGCUAUGAGCGGCGGCAUGGGAUCACGGCCGGGCGAGACCAACCUCGUGCAGCCGAGAGGGCAGGGCGCGCUGCCGUCCGGCAUGGCGAUGCAGCCCUGGUGGACGGGCUCCGGGCUCGGCGCCGUGUCCCCGGCCGUCGUGGCGCCCGGGAGCGGGGCCGGAAUCAGCCUGUCGAGCAACCCGCAUGGUGGAGGUGGUGGUGCGGCCAAGGGCGCGCCGGGGAAGGCGGUCGACGACGCGCGCGCGGAGAGCAGCGAGGAUUCACGGAGAUCAGGGGAACCAAGAGAUGGGAGCUUUGAUGAAGAAAAGCAGCAUGCUACAUCUCAGAUGCCUGCUUUGGCUUCAGACUAUUUAGGACCAUAUUCACAGCUGGAGCUAAACCAACCAAUUGCUUCAGCUCCAUAUCACUACCCUGAAGCUUACUAUGCAGGCAUGGUUGGUCCCUAUGGAGCUCAAGCUGUGACUCAUUUCCAGCUACCUGGAUUAACUCAGCCUCGCAUGCCCUUGCCUCUUGAAAUAUCGGAGGAGCCUGUCUAUGUAAAUGCUAAGCAGUAUCAUGGAAUUCUAAGACGGAGGCAGUCACGGGCAAAGGCUGAACUUGAGAGAAAGGCGAUUAAAGACAGAAAGCCUUAUCUUCACGAGUCCCGUCACCAGCAUGCGAUGCGAAGGGCAAGGGGGACCGGGGGACGCUUCCUGAACACGAAGAAGGGCGAAAACGGCGCUUCCAAUGGCGAGAGAACUGAACCAAAUAAAGGGGAGCAGAACUCCGAGUAUCUCCGCGUACCUCCUGACCUGCAUCUCCGUCAGGCAUGAAGCAGCAGUUUGGCGACCUAGAACUGUGGCUUCUGUCCACCGGCAUACACGACACCCGGCGGUGGAUUGGUUUUCUCGCGAUGAGUCUUCUCUGCAUGCCAACGCUCGCAGAGUUCCAUUCUUCGGAAUGAGCCCGCGCCGGUUUAUCUGGGUGCACGAGUCCAUCCGUCCUGGUGUUUGUCUGAUGCCCUGGGUUAAGGGUCUGCUGUUUCAGGCAAUUCAUUCUUGGCUUUCACGUUUGUGUUCCCAUGUUUGUGUGUAAUGGCCGCAAGUGAAACUGGCCCGUGCCGCGUCCUCGGGGUGCCGCGGGACGCAUGUAAGAUUAAAUUGAGAUAGUGUUUGUUUGUACCACAGUAGAUUGAUUAAAGUUUGGCUUGCUUUU
Messenger RNA from Lolium rigidum, 1335 nucleotides. RefSeq names its product nuclear transcription factor Y subunit A-7-like. Gene Ontology annotation, biological process: regulation of transcription by RNA polymerase II. The transcript is spliced from 6 exons. The record is from RefSeq and is a predicted model, not a curated record. Gene Ontology annotation, cellular component: CCAAT-binding factor complex. Bases 144 to 953 code for a protein of 269 amino acids. Lineage: Eukaryota; Viridiplantae; Streptophyta; Magnoliopsida; Poales; Poaceae. Gene Ontology annotation, molecular function: DNA-binding transcription factor activity, RNA polymerase II-specific; RNA polymerase II cis-regulatory region sequence-specific DNA binding.